AAAUGGGUUAGCGAAACCAAACCCUCACAUUUGAUUAUUUUCCCUCUUUCCAUGAGGUCUUGGAACCCUUUGAUCUUUGUGGUCAACUGUUUUCCCUCAAAAACUUGGCUUCAUCUCAUCACAAACCUCAAUCGUCUUCUUCUCAGAUCAAUAUCUUCAUUUCCAGCUAAUCUCUAUCCACUUUCACUGCACUCCUUCUCGGACUGCACAACAAAAACUCAUACUGAUGUUCAUCAUCAUCAUCAUCCUCAACGAUAACAACAAUCUCCCUUCAUGUCAAGCACCCACAUCCUUUUAAGGUCAUUUCUCUUCUGGGUGUCCCUCAAAAUCCCCAAUUUCCACCAAUUCUCGUAUGUUAUUUUGAAUCUUUCUGCUCGAAUUUCGGGUAGCAGUAGGCAUGGUAACUGGUUCUAACUCUAACCAUAAUCGCCAAGACGAUGGGGAGAAAAACCCAGCAACCAUGUCUAGAGGAGGAGGUGGUACGAGGUCGUGGGGCACUACAGUUUCUGGCCAAUCGGUGUCCACUAGCGGUAGCGUCGGCUCGCCUUCUAGUCGCAGCGAGCAAGCCAUAACCACACCAGCGAGCGAAAGCACUUUUCUUCGAUUAAAUCACCUUGACAUUCAUGGGGAUGAUGCUGGAUCUCAAGGCGCAGCCGGCAAUAAGAAGAAAAAGAGGGGCCAACGAGCCGUUGGAGCUGAUAAGAGUGGCAGAGGGCUCCGCCAAUUUAGCAUGAAAGUUUGUGAAAAAGUGGAAAGCAAGGGAAGAACAACUUAUAAUGAGGUUGCAGAUGAACUUGUAGCUGAAUUUGCAGAUCCUGGUAGUAGUGGAACAUCGCCUGAUCAGCAACAAUAUGAUGAGAAAAACAUACGAAGAAGAGUAUACGAUGCCCUAAAUGUGCUCAUGGCGAUGGAUAUUAUAUCCAAAGAUAAAAAGGAAAUACAGUGGAAGGGUCUACCUCGUACUAGCCUGAGUGAUAUUGAAGAAUUAAAGGCUGAGCGGCUUGGGCUGAGAAACAAGAUUGAAAAGAAAGCUGCCUAUCUACAGGAGCUGGAAGACCAAUACAUAGGUCUUCAAAACCUGAUACAGCGAAAUGAGCAGUUGUACAGCUCUGAAAAUGCUCCAAGUGGGGGUGUGGCUUUACCAUUUAUUCUGGUGCAGGUAAAUUUUCUAAUCUAUUCCUUUUAUUUAUGUAUAUGAAGUAGUGUUUAAGAUUACCAAUAAGAUUCCUAUAUUAUGAGUGUUUCUGAAUUUCUGCUCCAACUUAAUCAAAUUUUAAUUUCAUAUUUAAGUUGCGGACAUUAUUUGGUGGUCUGCUGGCUUAUAAAGAAGUACUUGAGACAUUGACGAAAUAAAUGAGGAAACAGUGUUACCAGAAAUCUAUUGUGUGAUUUGACUAUUAGACACUGUCUGCUGGACUGGCCCAAGCUUCUUCUUAAUGUCUACAGAGAUCUAAUGAACCUUGUUAUAUUCCAUCAGUUGAUCUCUGUAAUUUUCCAACCUCAUGAAUUCCAAACCUUGACCAGAGAACUUCAGUUUGAUUCUGAUUGUUUUCCAUUCUGUUUGUUUUCCAUUCUACAUGUAAUAUUCAUGUGGUGAAGAAACAACCAUGAAUGAUAUUUUUCCACAACUUUACUAGUGUAUGAUCAGCUUUACUUUUACCCUCUUCUGGUCAUACUAAACCAAAAUUUCUAAGAAAAGUUCAUGGGACUGCUACUUAUACAACCUAAGGUUUCUCAAGAUCUUUUCUGUAGUGACUUUCAUGUCUUUUUGUUCUUUCUUUUCUGCCUGAACGCUUGCUGUGCUGUGUAGUCUCUUCUGUAUGAAGAUUUUCGCGGUUGCUUUUGGAGGGUUGGAAUUAUGGGACCACAUUCUGUGCUAAGAUUUUCCUAGUUGGUUUUGGAGGCUCAAAGUUAUGGGAGCAUGAUUUCUCUUGUUUCCAUAUUCUCUUUGCUAUUUGUAAUUUAGUGCAGUAGUUAAUGUCAAAAACUAUAGCCACCUUCAUCUUUCUGAUAUGCUAUUAUUUGUUGUUUAUUUUCAUAUUUAAUUUCUUAUUGUGAGUCUCAUUGUUGUAAUCAUUUUGACAGUCCUUUCUGUUUGUUCGUACCAGCAACCUUGUGCUCUUUCUUUCCUUAGAGGAAAGAACACAAUGGUGCACCGAAAGGAUUAGUAAAUUAUUAAAAACAAUGAGUUUAAACAACUCGUCUCUUUCUCUCUCUCUCGCUCUCUACACACACAAAGCACACAUCAUGGUGCCUUACUGUAUUAAGGGGAUAGUGAUGCAAGAGAUUGUGUCAUAGGAAGCCUGAUUUUUCAAAUUUGAUCAGUAAUAAAUAAAGAAAAUUGCACGUUGGAUGUUGUUUGUCUCCUUCGGUGAUAAGAGUUAAAAUGUGAUUUUCUUUUCCUUCUUGAGGAAAGAGUUAUAAUGUGAUUGUGCAUUGUUGACUUUCUGAAAAUGUACCAUCAUGUUUCAACUUUUCCAGAUUUCAAAUCUGGGACCAUUCUUAGAGAAUUUGUACAAGCAUCAUUUUGAAAUAAAA
Molecule: messenger RNA, 2538 nt
Organism: Carica papaya (papaya)
Lineage: Eukaryota; Viridiplantae; Streptophyta; Magnoliopsida; Brassicales; Caricaceae
Source: RefSeq, a predicted model, not a curated record